Messenger RNA from Rotaria socialis, 873 nucleotides. The record is from the annotation of a GenBank genome assembly. Lineage: Eukaryota; Metazoa; Rotifera; Eurotatoria; Philodinida; Philodinidae.
AUGAAUAAAUGCAAUCGUUUACUAAUAUUGUUCAUUUUUAUUUGUUUAAUUGAUAACACUGAUAAUUUCUUACUUAAAUCUCGAUUAUCGAUUAUUAAAAUUGGUUCAUUCAAUUUACGUCGAUAUUCUUUAUCUAAAGCUACAUCAACCAAUUCAACCAAUUCGUAUAUAUCACAAAUUCUUCAACGAUAUGAUCUUAUUUUUCUACAAGAAAUAAUUGAUAUAUCGAAUGAUAAUCGUGUUGUUAAUCUUCUUCUAAAUCAUCUUCAUAAAAAAUUAAAAUUAAGAAAAUACGAAGCUAUUAUAUCACCACCACUUGGUUCAACAUCGUAUAAAGAACGUUUAGUUUAUUUAUAUCAGAAAAAAUCUUCAAAAAUUAAAAUUCUUUCAUCGUUUGUUUACAAUGGAUCAGUUAGUAAAAUGUUUGAACGUCCGCCAUUUAUUCUUCGUAUACAAUUAUCAUCGUCGGGACAAAUAACAUUUAUUGGUGCUCAUCUUAAACCAGAUUGCGUUUAUAAUGAAUUUCGUUUGCUACGUACAGUUAUUGAUGAGUUAAAAGAAAAAUCUUCUAUCAUAUUAUUAGGCGAUUUCAAUGCUGAUUGUUCAUAUUUAAAUAAUGCAAAAAAGAAAGAAAUAAGAAAUAUAUAUUUCAAUGAAUUUCAAUGGUUAAUUGAUGAUCGUACUGAAACGAAUUUACUUGAAUCAUGUUCAUAUGAUAGAAUAAUUGUUUCAUCAGGUAUUAAUCAAUGGAAAAAAGUCAAUUGGAAAGCAAAUACUAAUGGAACAUUUCAAUUUGAUAAAAAAUUUAAAUUAACUAAACAAUCAGCUUUACAAAUUAGUGAUCAUUAUCCAGUUGAAGUCGAUAUUUAUUAA